Messenger RNA from Oryza sativa Japonica Group (Japanese rice), 3720 nucleotides. Lineage: Eukaryota; Viridiplantae; Streptophyta; Magnoliopsida; Poales; Poaceae. The record is from RefSeq and is a predicted model, not a curated record.
AUGAUUUUCAAAAAAACUCAGCUUACAGAUUCAAGUGAUAAACGAAAGAGAGAAGAAAGGAACAAAUAUCAACGUGAAUGGCGUGCAAGGAAGAAGGCCAAGUUAAGUGGUACCGGUAAUGUUACAUCUGACAGUCCAGUGCUAGCAACAACUAUUUCAGCGACAGAACUUAGUGAAGGGGGUGAGGUCGGGCGAUCUGCAAUCUCCAGCACAGAAAAGAAAGAAGAAAGGAAUAGAAAGCAACGUGAGUACCGUGAGAGGAAGAAGGCUGAGUCAAAGAGGGUUAGUGAAGAUGAUGCUACACUGAGUGUACUAGAUAAGGAAAAUAUUGAUCCAGAUGAUCCAAUCGAUUGGCUUCAUAGAAAUGAUAUGUAUAAACGACAAAAAAAGAAGAGUGAAUCCGAGAUCAUUGAGCAAAACCAACAAUCACCCUUCUCAGAUGGAAUUAUGCAAUGUCAUACUACACAAAUACCAAAUGUUCAUGAGGCCAUUCCAGAUAACGACUACGUUGAAUUCGAUAGUGCAUUAUUCGAGCCUGCAAAUGAAGGUGGUGUCGACGACGGUCGUGUUGAGGACGAACAAGGUGCGGACAAUGAUUUUGAUGAAGCCAGUCAAGUUUUGGAGGACGAUGGAUACGAGUCAUAUCGUGUUGGUGUUAGUGGCGUUAACGGGAUUGUCAGGUGCAUAAUGAUGCAAAGUAUUUCAGAAAGCACAUACAGUACUUCAACUCUCAUUUCUCAUUCACGAGCCUUGGAGAGACCCUUGACCAACGAGUCAGCACUGCAGCGGCUUUACUUUUAUGAUACAGAAGAUGCUGAUGCACUGGCUCAUAGGGUUUGGAGGUCUCCUGACCUUGAUAUCAACCUUGUCCGAGUCAUUCUAGGUAUUUUGGCCAAGAACCCAUACGUACAAACCUUCAAAAGAGUCGGAUCCAUGCCUAAUUUAGAUGACUACAUGAUUGAGCUCAACACCAAUGUAACACCUGACCAACGAAGAUAUAAUGCCCCCACGGCCUCGCAGGUUGCUACUAUCAGGUUAGAGGGGGAUGAUCCAGUGAGAACCUUAGAUAGACAUGUCUUGGUACGUGCCAAAGGUGAUAAGCCCAAUUAUAUCAAAGCAUACCAUGGUUGUUAUGAUCCUUUGGCAUAUCCUUUUUUUAACCCUAAUGGGGAGACUGGGUGGAACCUGAAAAUGCCAUACGAGGAUCCCAACCAGAUUCCGUUUGAUGUGGAAAUGGAUGAAACAUGCGAGGUGCCGACUUUUGGUAAUGGCGUGGUUGAUGUGCUUUCUUCUGGAGAGACAAGUGGUUCGGCGGUUGGUAAGAGGGUUGUGCUACCUCGCUCUUUUCCUGGAGGUGAUCGCGACAUGCAGCGAAGGUUUCUCAAUGCGAUGGCUCUUGUCCAGCGUUUUGGGAGGCCAGAUUACUUUAUCACAAUGACCUGCAACCCAUACUGGGAUGAGAUAACGGAAAAUCUCGAACCUGGCCAGUUACCGCAAGAUCGACCAGACCUUGUCGCAAGAAUUUUCAGGGCUAAGUUGCGAGACAUGCUGGAUCUAUUUGUGAAGAAAAAAUAUUUUGGAGAGGUUCAGGCUUAUGCGCACGUCACUGAGUUUCAGAAGAGGGGACUACCACAUGAACACAUCCUAUUGAUCAUGAAGUCAGGCAGUAAAUUGACAACCCCAGAUGAGUACGAUAAAGUGAUUUGCGCGGAGAUACCAGACAAGGCCAAAUACCCUGAGCUACAUCUUCUUGCCAUCAAGCAUAUGCUCCACGGACCAUGCGGCACAUUGAACAAGAAUUGUGCUUGUAUGGUGGAUGGAGAGUGUCGCUUCGACUUUCCUCGACAAUUCAAUCAGGCAACACAACAAGGGAAGGACUCGUACCCUUUGUACAGGAGGCGAGAUGACAGAUGGCGUGUCAAGAUUAGAGGUGCUGAGUUAGACAACAGGUGGGUGGUCCCAUAUAAUCCAGGAUUGCUUAUGCGGUAUAACUGUCACAUCAAUGUUGAAGCUUGCGCAAGCAUCAAAUCUGUGAAGUACCUAUAUAAGUAUGUGUAUAAAGGACACGAUUGUGCAUCUUUCUCGGUUGAUCCAUCUGGGGAAAUAAAUGAGAUACAACAGUACAUAAAUGCCAGAUAUGUGACACCACUAGAGGCUAUAUAUAGGAUGCUUGGUUUCCCACUGUUCGGUAUCUAUCCAGCUGUUUUGCAGCUCCAACUUCAUCUUCCUAACAUGCAGUAUGUCACGUAUAAUGAGGAUGGUAAUCUUGAGGAUGUUGUCAAUCGACCAUCUUCUUCUAGGACAACUCUUACGGAGUAUUUUAAAAUGAAUCAAGUAGACCCAGAAGCAAGGAAAUUGCUAUACAAGGAGUUCCCCGAACACUAUCGCUGGAUAAUUGGACAGAAUGUGUGGCAGAAAAGGAAAACGCAGAGAGGUCAAGUUGGACGGGUUGUGUACGCUCACCCUGGAGAAGGGGAGAGAUACAACUUGAGAGUUCUUCUCAACCAUGUGCGAGGUGCUACCUCGUUUGAAGAUUUGAGGACAAUGUCAGGUACAACGUACUCUACAUUUAGAGAGGCAUGCGAGAAGAGAGGGCUUGUGGAGACGGACAAGUCACAUGAUGAUUGUUUAAAUGAGGCAUCCACUUUCCAAAUGCCAUCUGCUCUGCGUCAGUUAUUUGCAACCAUACUGGUAUUUUGUGAAGUCACCGAUAUCCGUGCAUUAUGGGACAAUCACAAGGCUACAAUGUCUGAAGAUUAUAGCCGAGGGAACACUAACCCUGCAGCAGUAGAGCAGAUGGUGCUACGAGAUAUACGUGAUUUGCUUCAUUCCAUGGGGAACGAUAUCACGGAGUAUGGUCUUCUCGAGAUCAGUGAUAUAGGUGAACGUACCAACGACGUAAUGACAGAGAUUAUAGAGGAACUUAACGUGCUAGUGGACCAAGACCAUCUAGACAUAUACACAUCCCUUAAUGACGAGCAGCGUGCAGGAUUUGAUGAGAUAAUUGAUAAUGUAACUAAUAAGAAGAGCCAGAUAUUUUUUAUCGACGGCCCAGGUGGCACUGGCAAAACGUUUAUGUACAAGGCGCUUCUUGCUAGAGUGCGAUCCGAGGGAUUAAUAGCUAUUGCAACUGCGACGUCUGGUAUAGCAGCGUCGAUUUUGCCCGGAGGACGUACUUCACACUCAAGAUUCAAAAUCCCUAUUAAGAUUGCUCACAACAGCAUGUGCAACUUCACGAAGCAAAGUGGCACCGCGGAAUUGCUUCACAUGGCGUCCUUAAUUAUUUGGGAUGAAGCUGCAAUGACGAAGCGUCAGCUGUUGAGACACUUGAUAGGUAUCUUCAAGACAUUAUGGGUUAUUUAUUGCCAUUUGGAGGCAAGAUUUCCAGUGCAGGCCAAGGUUUAUCAUAGCUUUGACUCUGUUGAUGAUGACCCUCACAAUAGCUAUCCUCUGGAUUACCUUAACUCUAUCACUCCAAAUGGUCUCCCACCACACGAGCUGAUAGUAAAAAUCAAUUGUCCUGUGAUUCUUCUUCGCAACCUCGAUCCUAAUAAUGGGUUGUGCAACGGAACUAGACUUAUGGUAAGAGCUUUCCAAGAUAAUGCAAUUGAUGCUGAGAUUGUUGGUGGACAACAUGCCAGCAAAAGGGUGUUCAUCCCACGGAUCCCUUUAUCUCCCUCCGAUGAUAUAUCUCUUCCUUUCAAAUUCAAAAGGAAGUAA